AAGGCGGCAUAACGGAAAUACAGACUGGGCAUCGACAAUGGAACCGGAGUGACAUGAGAAAACUGACUAUAGCAUUUCAAAAGACGUUUCUUUCUGACGAAAAAAAGACAUGCACAGACUACGCGAUAUUUUUGUCUUAGAAAAUUUUUUUUAUUUUUUAAAAACAAAUUUGUUUUAAUAAGUUGCUUACAUUUAAGAAAGUUGAACAGUGUACUCGAAGCUCACUUUUUAGUCACUUUUUUAUUUUAAUGUAUAAUUUUGAGAAUAAGCAUUUUGUGGGACGGACUUGGAACAUGUUUGAUGUAACUUCACUUAACUGACAGUUUUUUUUCUCCUGAAAGACAUCUUAUUAGCAGUUAUAUAUUAUUUGGCACUCAUUUCGGUUUUUUUUUUUAACUGAGCUGGCUUGUGACGGUGAAUACAGCAUUUAUUGUGCUUCAGCUUAAGCUGUUUUCGUACGAAGCUGGGGGAGUCUAGCAUUAUGAGAUAGUACCGAGUCACCCUUAAGACAGAAAUGCCAUCGCCCUUAAAAACAGCCCGAAAAGUGAAUCAAACAAGUCUGAUCCAAGCAAGGACUAUGAGCGACGGACUGCGCUCUUAUCUGCUAUUGAUUGCCUCCUUAACUUGGUUGCGAAUCGGCAGCACUGAUUCUUCGCCUGAGCUGCAGUUUGUGCGGAGUCCAAGCAAUGUGACCUCGUCACUGAGCAGGUCGGUGCGGAUGGAGUGCGUGCUGCGCGUGAAUGGUGGAGACAGCGAGCCUGCGGACAUCGAGUGGCAGAGAGAUGGGCAGCCCCUGGACCUCGCCAACACCGACCAGAUUCAGGUCCCCAUCAGUGAUGGCAGUUGGCAGACGGCCAGUACACUCAGAAUUGAGGCUCUGCAGCUGUCAGAUAUGGGAAGCUACUGCUGUAUCGUAAUGGCAGGAGGGAGGAAGAUGGUUUCGCAGGCAGGAUACAUCCAGCUGGAGGACCUCCCUCACUUCUCUGUGGAGCCCCGGGAUAUGGUGGUAACAGCCAACAGUCCUCUGAGCCUCUACUGUGAAGCACACGGUCCUCCAGAACCCGUCUGGGUCAUCUGGCUGCAGGACGGUGUCCCAUUAACCAGAGUACAAGAUCCAAACUCUCAGUCACCCUCUACUCUCAACAUCACAGGCCUCAAUAAAACCAGCGCAUUCUCCUGUGAGGCCCGCAAUGACAAAGGUGUGGCUACUUCUGAAUCCGGCACUGUCACAGUUAUCCCAUCCCAGCCAGAGAAAGUGGAGACUGUAGAAGUCACCAACAGCAGCCUGCAUAUCUCCUGGCAGCCAGGCUUUGGCGGCAAUUACUCUGUCACUGUGUGUUCCAUCCAGGCCACACGCCAAUCCAAUCUUCACAUGGUCCCCACUCAUCACAACCAGAUGCACAACCAGAACGUGAAUGUGCCACCUGCCCGGCACCUGAUUCCAAACCUGAAGCCCUUCACCAACUACAGCGUGAGGGUGGCCUGUCUCAGCAGCCAGGGCAUCUCCCCCUGGAGCCCCUGGGUCACACUGCGUACCAGUGAGGGAGUGCCAGAAGUCUCACCAGUGAAUAUCAGUGCUGUAUUCAACGACACGGUGAUGAUGGUGAACUGGGCGGAGCCUUCCGGCCAGCUUAAUGGGUGCUUGCUUGGGUACUGGCUGGAGUACAGCACCCCACUGAUGGCAGAGGUUGUGCUUGAUGUGGGCUUGUCCACCAGACUGUCCGUCAACCUAUCAACGCCCGUGUCCAACGUGUCUGUCCGGGUGUGUGCCUAUACCGGGGUGGGGCCUGGACCUUGGAGCUCCUCCCACACCUUCAGCCCCAUAAAAGCUGGACAGCUUAAACAGAGCGACCCUCCAUCAGUCUUCUCCUGGCACUGGUGGUAUGUAGUUAUGGCAACUGCAGCCGCCGUUGCCCUGACGGUACUGAUUGUGACCUAUGUGGUCAAGCUACGCCGCAAGGAGACGCGAUUCGGUGAGGCAUUUCAGCCGACGAUGGACAGUGGAGAUUUGGUGGUGAGGUACCAUGCCAGACGAUCCUAUGGCCGGCGCACAAUGGAGGCCACAUUGAACAGCCUGGUCAUCAGCGAUGAGCUUAAGCAGAAGCUACAAGAUGUGAUGAUAGACCGACACAAGCUGACCCUGGGCAAGACACUGGGUGAAGGAGAAUUUGGCUCGGUGAUGGAGGGUCUGCUGACCCAGGAGGAGUUUGUGCUGAAGGUGGCUGUCAAAACCAUGAAGAUUGCCAUCUGCACUCGCACUGAGAUGGAGGACUUCCUGCGGGAAGCAGCUUGUAUGAAGGAGUUUGACCACCAGAACGUCAUGAGGCUCAUAGGGGUCUGCUUGCAGACAGUGGAGAGUGAGGGCUAUCCUUCACCGGUGGUCAUCCUGCCUUAUAUGAAGCAUGGAGACCUGCACAGCUACCUGCUCUACUCCCGCUUGGGUGACUGCCCUGUGUUCCUGCCUUCUCAGAUGCUAGUGAAGUUCAUGACAGAUAUUGCGAGGGGGAUGGAGUAUUUGAGCAGCAAGAGCUUCAUUCAUAGAGAUCUCGCUGCCCGAAACUGCAUGCUAAACGAGAACAUGACAGUAUGUGUGGCAGACUUUGGGCUCUCUAAGAAGAUCUACAACGGCGAUUACUACAGACAAGGCCGAAUCUCCAAAAUGCCAGUCAAGUGGAUUGCGAUUGAAAGCCUUGCGGACAGGGUGUACACAACCAAGAGUGAUGUGUGGUCUUUUGGGGUCACAAUGUGGGAGAUUGCCACUAGGGGGCAGACACCUUACCCAGGAGUGGAGAACAGUGAGAUUUACGACUACCUAAGACAGGGAAAUCGCCUUAAACAGCCCCCAGGCUGCCUGGAUGUCAUAUACUCCCUGAUGUUCUCCUGCUGGUUGCUGAGCCCCAAAGAUAGGCCAAGUUUUGAAACUCUCUGUUGCGAGCUGGAGAAGGUCCUAGAAGAACUGCCGGACAUGCUGGAGCCUGAGGAGAUCCUCUAUGUGAACAUGGAUGAACCCCGGGCAGAGCAGGGGGCCGUGGGGGGUCGGGAGCCCUCUUUCGCCCCCCUGCCUUUCUCCCUGAAGGGCAUGGACUCUAUAACGACUGUCGAGGUGCACCAGCCUGGCCGCUACGUCCUCUGCCCUCAACACGAGACGCAGAAGCUGCUCACCGACUCCACAGAGAGCCUCAACCUGAAUUGCUCCUCCUCCAACUCCACCUUACUGCUACAGCGCUCGUCUUGCUCCACCCCUUUGUCAGAACAACGAGAGGACAGGGAGGGGGGUCUUCGAAAAGCCCCCAGGCAAUGACGUCGGGGGGGCACUCGCUGCUGGUCCAUGCUGAAGAUGCAGUUCAGCUUGAGAUGCCUGAAACAUACCUGUGUCCUAAGACAAGGGGCAUUCUGUCAAGUGGGGGUGGGGGGUUUGUGGUGGACUCUGGAGUUCCUCCAUGCUGAUAUGGGACACUUCUUAGACUGGGUUAAAGUAACUGCGUAGGACCAGAACCAAUACGACAGGAUCACCCUUUCCUCCUAAUCUGCAGCAAGAACUGAAUGGAGAGAAGAAAAAAUAUUGUACGUAUAGGUCUAUUUUGGAAUAUAUAUUUUUGCAUAUGCACAAUCAGAGAGAGAAAUGUAAUAUUGUUACAUUUGAUGAUGAGAAGCCCACAGAGGUGGCAUUUUUAACCAUCUGGUUUAGCUGAAGGACACAGUUUGAAGGUUUUUUUCCACUUUAAACCAAAAUCAGCUGAUCAGCACUCAUUCUGAUGCAUGUUUACACCAGCUGUUCCACCUAUGAUAAUUUCCAAAGCCAGUUGCAUCUAUUUAAAAAAAAAAAAGUAUGAUACAAUAAGAAUAAAAGAGUGAUUAGAUAUACUAUAAAGUACUGCAUUAGUAUAAUGAAUUAGAAUAACUAAUUUAUUGACAAGAAAUGAUCCAAUUGUGGAAGCAAAAAACGUUUUAUUCCCAAAAUCAGAGUCCAUAACUGCAGUACAGUAUGUCACAGACCAGGCAAAGCCACCAUGGAGAAAAACCAAAUCCUCAUCCAAAUUGUGACACCAAAAUCAGUGCAAGGCGAUGGAUGUUGGGUCCAGCCAGUGCAAUACUGAGAAAGUUACCAAGCCAAGACAUGAGAUAAAAGGCAAGAAAACUCAGAGAUUAUGAGAAGGUCAUACGCAAACAGGGUAGGCAAGGAAUGACCUUUCAGUAUGGUGGCCACACACAGCACCUUACAAAGAGAUGAGUAAAACUGGCAGGUUUUAAAAUAUGGCACCUAGAAACGACUUCGAGGGCCACAGGUGCUUGAAAACUCCAGUGAGGUGCAGCAUGACCAGGCUGGAGGCCGUCGUGACAAUAACAAUGCAAAGCCUGUUGGAAAAAAAUAAUAAUUUAAAUUAGACUGGAUUGCUUGUGUGCAUUUAAAGACCACUCAACCCAAGAAAAGUUAUGUGAUUUUGCUUAGCUUUUAGUAAUGCCGUUUGCUGUUUUGUUUAAAUUUAAGGGAAAUGACAAUGUAUAUAUACUGUAGUAAUAAUGCCAGGUCUUAAAUGAUGAUGCUGUAGCCUGGCCCACAUGCCCAGACUUAACUGUUGCACUUAAUUGUAUAUAUCCAGCAUGUAGACACCACACCAGCUAAGUCUUUUGCAUAACUCUGUUGGCACAUAGGAAGCCUUACAUAACUGCCUAGCACAGGCUUAAGUCUGGCCUCACUUUACAGUAUAGUGAUGGCCAAAACGAUGCCUCGUGAACCAUUUGCAGUAUUUUUUGACCCACUAGAUGGCAUGCUUUGAGCCAUUUUUUGACCAGACAUCACCAUGUAAUGGAGUCAGAAAAAACCUGAAAUAGUUUGUGAAGCAUCGUUCUUGCCUUCACUACUUUACAGGCAAACCUAACUUUUGUUCGUUGUAGUUUUUCCACACGUGGAGCACGAUUAAAUGUUACCUUCGAAAUUCCUAAACUUAUGUCAGCACAGACUAACUUUAUUUGUACAUCAGAAAUGCCCCAGUUCAUUUCCAAAUCACUGCAAUUCUGUCAACACUGAUGUGGAGAACACCAAAAAAAUCCAGGAUUACUGAAGAUGCACUGAUUUGUAAUGUAUACUUUAUUAAAACAAAGCUUCUAAGUUAACAACAAAAUGGUAACGGAACAGAGCCCGUAAGGAUGAAUCUUGCAUUUUAUUAAUAUUUCACGCAACACUAUCACAAAGCACAAUUUCUAAAACUGUUGUGUUUGCUGUGUAAACUGUUAAUGCAUUAUCCAACACUCAUAUUUUGCACUAUGACAUUCAUGCGUUAUUCAUGCAGUUAAAUUGUACUAUGUUUUAUUUUAAGUCCUAGUUUGACAGAAGCACUGUCCCGUUACAUCUAAUCCCUCCACUGAUAUUUUUUUUCUAAAAAUAUUUAUUAGGCCAGUUAAAAACAGUGUUUAUGGUAAUUUUUGAAUAUUUUGGAGUUUUAUUUGUACCAUGUGUUAUUAUUAGAAUUUAGUUUUUUACUGGUGUGAUUUAAGUCAUCAAAUGUCAUACAUUCUUCCUGAAUUUAUUGUUUUUCACCUGAUCUGUUUUUCACUUAUUAUUUGACAUGUGUACUGCUAACAAGAAAUGAGGAGGUUGCCAGUCAAAUCGAAUGACGUUGGAAGUCGACAAAAUAGGGUCCGGCUAGUCAGAUCUGCUUUACUGGACUGUUGAUUGGUCCUUGGUAUUUAAUAAAAAAAGGAAUACUCUA
Molecule: messenger RNA, 5711 nt
Organism: Paramormyrops kingsleyae
Lineage: Eukaryota; Metazoa; Chordata; Actinopteri; Osteoglossiformes; Mormyridae
Product: tyrosine-protein kinase receptor UFO
Biological process (GO): negative regulation of apoptotic process; nervous system development; multicellular organism development
Cellular component (GO): plasma membrane; signaling receptor complex
Molecular function (GO): transmembrane receptor protein tyrosine kinase activity; protein binding; ATP binding
Source: RefSeq, a predicted model, not a curated record